Molecule: messenger RNA, 604 nt
Organism: Ceratina calcarata
Lineage: Eukaryota; Metazoa; Arthropoda; Insecta; Hymenoptera; Apidae
Product: farnesol dehydrogenase-like
Exons: 2
Coding region: 95-538 (147 amino acids)
Biological process (GO): siderophore biosynthetic process
Molecular function (GO): 2,3-dihydro-2,3-dihydroxybenzoate dehydrogenase activity
Source: RefSeq, a predicted model, not a curated record
UCACACCACACAUUCACACACACAUACAACUCUCAUUUUCAUACCUAUAAAUAAAGUAAACUAACAGUCUCGACUCAAUAACGUGUUCAUCGAGAUGGAUCAGUGGUACGGUAAACUGAGUGUAGUGACCGGCGCCAGUUCCGGAAUUGGGGAGUCCAUCACCACAGCUUUGUUAAAAAAUGGUGUCAACGUGGUGGGAUUAGCUAGAAGAUUGGAGAACAUGAGAGAAUUGAAGGAACGUAUGAAAGAUGCGAAGGGGACUUUUUAUCCGGUUCAAUGUGACCUCAGCAGAGAGCAGGAUAUUCUGAAUGCAUUUAAAAUAGUCGAAAAGCUUGGAGGCCCGGAUAUUUUAGUCAACAAUGCUGCGUUGCUCUACAGCGGACCUAUUUCAGACGCCGCUACGAAUGAAAUGAAGAUGAUUCUAGACGUAAACGUGUUGGCCGUGGCCAUGUGUUCACGAGAAGCAAUAAAAUCAUUGAAAGAACGAGGAGCACAAGGACAUAUCGUUAACAUAAAUAGGUGCUGCUUUUUACGAUAGAAGUCUUAUGUAAUAUCGUUAAAUAUGUAAGAUCGUUGUACAACAUUUUAUCGUAUUUCUAAUUAU